GUUUUGUCUAAUCACAGCCUUGGACCAUUCACAAUCAAUGGGUCUUAGGUUUUCAACCAAUCUCAUAGGUAGUGUGUAUUUGGUGGUUGCCUGGAUACAGUAAACAUAAAAGCGCUUGACUUCAAGUGAGUGGUGAGGGUGGCCUUUAAUUGUUGUCAGAGGCAAAGACAUGAGGAUCUUUGCUGAAGAAACUUCAGAAAAUGAAUGAUAAGCUUGAAUAUGGACACUCUAUACAGAGAUUCAGAGCACGACCUGCAAGAUGUCAGGCAAUUGUUGCCUCUGCCUCUUCGCCUUCUGAUCCAAGAGCUUCUACAUUUGGACAAGGCUCUGUGAUAGAUCCAAAGAAAUUGCUAGAGCCCGUGGACAUGGAAUUUGAAGUAGCACCAAAAUUUCUUAUGGACGACAGCCAGGAAAAACAGGCCUCCCCAGAACAAGGAGAAUGCACUGAUGAGGAUGUGAAGAAACCCUUGGAAGAGGCAAUGGGCUCUAAUCCCAAAGAGCAUGUUAUUGAUAAAGUUCCUGGUGCUUCUUCAGAUGAAGAUCACUGUGUAAUAGUAGAUGAAAUUGAAGUUAAGAAAGGCCCUAAAAUCCAAAAACCCAUAGUGGACCAAAGAGAAGGACAUCAAAAGAUAGUUGAGACAACCGCAAAGUGUCUGAGCACAGUAGUACAGCCUGUGCGCCCAGAGGCAAUGGUGGAACCUAGGGUGCGCACAGAUUUGCCAGCCUGUAUUGUAACUGAGCGAAGAAGACCACUUCACCUCCAGCGUCCACUUUUAGGGGAAAGGUUUGCCCAACUCUGUGGCCCAUGGGUGAGAACACCAGUCUAUGAUUUGAGUAUAAAUAGAUCCUUCCAUGAGGAAGCACCUUCUUACAGAGAGGUUGAAGAAGAGGUGGUAACUGUUACUAAUGACCUGGCACCACUUCCCAUUAAUUUCUUUGGAACUGAUAACUCUGAGUAUCCACUAAAUGAGACACAGAGAUUUUGGGAUGAUCAUGCUGAUCAUACUCCUCCACUGCUGCAUCGCCCAUUGACAAGGUCACGUCAAACAACACCAGUGCCACAUCAAACAGUAGCAGUGACAUUUCAACCUCUGGCAGGGACAAAUCACACAUCUGCAAGGUCACAACACCCAUCAUCAAGGUCACAUCUUGCCUCUUCUAACUACCAAAGAGAGAAUGGGCCACAUUUUGUUCCCCCUGGUCAAGAAAAUUCUGGUUAUUUUCCGGCUGAAGAGAACAUCGAUCCUCAUCCAUGAGGGGAAGAUGAAGCAAAGGACAGACCACCAUUGUCUGUGUGGGAAAGGGACAUACAAAAUGGGCAGAGUCCCUUUAUGGGAGAGGGUAGGUGGGUUUUUUUUUCUCUAUUCACAAAUUGAGUUUGUAGUUAUUUUUAAAGCAUAGUCAGUUUAUUGGAAAUGAUGCUGCAGAAGCAAACAACUUUGGGUGUGAUAAGUAUUCACUGGCCCCUGCUUGCCCCAUGCUAUUUCAUGUGGCAAGCUGACUUCAAUGGACAGAAUUUCAGGGGAAUUUUUUGCCAAAAUAAAAAAUGUCACAGCAGUUUGCAAUAUGGAAAAAGCCAUUCCACCAUGUCCUCUUCCCAAAUUCUGGGGUCUUGAUCUUGAUUUAUUCCUACCUCUCUUCUGUAGCCCUAUAACCCUGUUACAUUGGGUAACAUGUGUUAAAUAGGUAUCCAAUUGUGAGAAAUUAAUAUCUGC
Molecule: messenger RNA, 1715 nt
Organism: Peromyscus maniculatus bairdii (prairie deer mouse)
Lineage: Eukaryota; Metazoa; Chordata; Mammalia; Rodentia; Cricetidae
Source: RefSeq, a predicted model, not a curated record